This is a messenger RNA of Rotaria socialis, 1509 nucleotides long. The record is from the annotation of a GenBank genome assembly. Lineage: Eukaryota; Metazoa; Rotifera; Eurotatoria; Philodinida; Philodinidae.
AUGCAAUACAUCAAAUCAACAUUUUGUUUAUUAGCCCUUAUUUCCAUAAGUCUUUUGUUUAUUGGCAAAAGUCAGUGUACUCCUUUGGAUGAUUAUGUCAACGCAGCCGAUCCACACUUUUCUUGGACUGUAAUACAGUCAUAUCAACAACCUGAUUAUGUUUUAUAUAUUCUAAAUUUUACGUCACAAAAAUGGCUCGAUGAAACAUUUUCUAAUCGUCCUAUUUGGUGGCAUUACUUAUGUAUUAGUGUUCCGCAUAAAAUUACAAGACCUAAUUCUGCUUUUAUGCUUAUUGACGGGGGUAGCAAUAAUAAUGGACUGCCAAAACCGCAAGAUAAUUUUGUUGCUUUGACAUCUAUGUUUGCUGCAAGUAGUGGAAGUAUUGGUGUUGAUCUUCAAGAUAUUCCUAAUGAGCCUAUACGCUUUACUGCUGAUCCAACACAAAGAAAUCGUGGAGAAGAUGCUAUUAUUGCAUGGACAUGGAAGACGUUUCUUGAAAAUCCCGAUAAUCCGUAUGUAUUACUUCGUAUGCCAAUGACUAAGGCUUCAGUAAGAGCUAUGGAUGCAGUACAGCAGUUUGUAAAACAAUUAGGAGUGGCUGUACCGCAAAAAUUUCUCAUCGGAGGUGCUUCAAAACGUGGCUGGACAACUUGGACAACAGCUGCUGUUGAUAAUGAACGAGUUGUUGCUGCAGUACCCAUCGUUUUGGAUAUUUUAAAUCUUCACCAAAAUUUUCAUCAUCACUAUCGAUCUUUAGCUGGUUGGACAUUUGCAUUCAAAGAUUACUAUGAAGUAAAUAUUACUCGAUACGUUGAUCAUCCAAAUUUAAUUAAAAUGGCACAAAUAGUUGAUCCUUACAGCUAUUUUGACAGAUAUAGAAAUACGAAAUUAUUACAAGUACAGUCGAGUGGUGAUGAAUUUUUCCUGCCCGAUAACGAAGAUGCAUUUUGGAACGAUUUACAAAAUGCCACAGGCGGUUCGUUUCUAAGACGAUUACCAAAUGCAGAGCAUUCUUGUGCUGGCCAUGAAAUAAGUAUUUUUCUUACAAUGCGAAGUUUUUAUCUAAGUAUUUAUGAAAAUCAACCGUUACCUUCAUUGAAAUGGCAUAAAACAUCAAAUAGAACUCAUGGUUACGUUCAAGCAACUGUGGAUUUUAGUGUUGGUCCAAAGCCAAUGAUGGCUUAUGGUUAUCAUGCUCGUACACUUACUAACAAACGACGGGAUUUUCGUCUUCUUAUUGCCGAUCCAAAUAAACCGGGCAAAGCAAUUGCCAACCCUGUUAUUUGGCUCAAUACUGAUGUUGUAAUUGAAGCACAAACUGCAACAACUAUAGUUUAUUCUUUAACUAUUGAAAGUCCAAGCAGUGGUUGGGAAGGAUUUUAUAUUCAAGUUAAUUUUCCAGGUCCCGAAGGUUCCGUUCUAGAACUUACAACAGAAACGCAAAUCAUUCCUGAUUCAUAUCCAACAAAUGAUUGUUAUGCUGAUAGUUGUGUUGGUACACUUGUCUAA